CCCAUACAGCCACCGCCAUAAAAGGAUUGAGAGUACGUGACGGGCAAUAAAUGAUGCUCCCCCGGGAGAAACAUUCGUCCCAACCAUGAGCUCCACACACGCAGACUUGCUCAACUUAUCAAGCGAUGCGGCGCUGAGACUGGGGUGUGAUAACACGACCGAGUCGAUGAACGAAUCAAUCGCCAAUGCGGACUGUCUGGAUCACGCACCAACAUUGACAACUCACGCAUACGUAAAGGCAAUAGUCCUCGGUGUUAUGGGUGUAUUCAGUCUGAUCGCUAAUUCAGCCACUAUUUGGUCGAUAACGAGAAAUCGACGGAAGCAUCAGGGCUGCUCAGCAGUUUACACCCUGAUUCUGCACUUGUCCGUGGCUGAUCUAUUUGUAUCGGUGUUUUGCCUCAUCGGAGACGCCGUGUGGAGCUACAGCGUUGACUGGCCCUGGGGAAAUGCCACCUGCAAAUUAUUCAAAUUCUUGCAGAUGUUCAGUCUCUAUCUGAGCACCUUUGUGCUGGUGCUCAUUGGGGUCGACAGAUUCAUCGCCGUUCGAUAUCCAAUGAAGAGCCUGAACACCGCCCAACGCUGCAACCGACUCGUGGUAUUCACGUGGAUUCUGUCCUUCGUGCUCAGCAUUCCUCAACUGGUAAUUUUCCACGUAUCACGCGGGCCCUUUAUCGAGGAGUUUACCCAAUGUGUAACUCAUGGAUUCUACACUGAGCCCUGGCAGGAGCAGCUUUACACAACUCUGAGCUUAAUUUUCAUGUUUAUCUUGCCUCUUGCAAUAUUAAUUUCUACUUAUGUGUCGACAGUUAUCACAAUUGCCCGAAGUGAGAAGGCAUUCAAGACAGGACUGGUUAACAAUAACACGAUAAAUCAACUCACUGGGGACGUGAACCGGCGAAGACUUAUGCACCGAGCCAAGAGCAAAUCUCUGCGAAUAAGCAUCGUGAUCGUUGCGGCAUUCGUCAUUUGGUGGAUGCCUUACUACAGCAUGAUGGUUAUAUUCAUCUUCCUGAAUCCCGAUGAACAUCUGAGCGAGGAUUUGCAGAACGGAAUAUUCUUCUUCGGCAUGUCGAACAGUCUGGUUAAUCCACUUAUAUAUGGAGCGUUUCAUCUGUGGCCCAAGAGACGACGUCCGGGAAGCAGACACAGAGACGGUUCGACCAUGCAGCACCACAGUACGACAACCCACGCGAGUUUUAUGGCUGCCACACGGGGCGGUAGUACACGUGUCACGCGAAGCAACCCCCCAAGAUGGGUCGAGACCAACAUGCAAGGAAAUUCUCAUGCAGCUGAUCAAGCAGUAUUACUGAACCACGCGGACGGCUCUGGGAGCGGCGACGAGAAGAACGGCAGUCAAACAGCCAAACUCAUACUACAGUACAAUGUCGAUAAUCACGAAUUCAGAAAAAAAGUGAUUGAUGGUCGUUGAGCGGCCUCAGUGUUAGCGAGAUGGGCCAGGUGUUUUUUUAACAUUCAAGGAAUCUGGUGUCAUUGCUCCAUUCAUCUUCAUUCGCCAUGACAGCAUCGCACUCAGACUUUGAUCCAUCCUCAAAUUCGUCAUAUCUACCUCAGAUUUCCAUUUCAGGAUUUUUUUUUGUAUUUUGAUUGUAGACUACACUGUUGAAGGUUUCCGAGAGGAACUUUUAAGGAAUUUUUAAUUGAUUAUUGAGCAUUGAGUAUUGACUGAUUCUCCCAUUUAUCUAUUGUUCCACUAAUAGGGGAGCUGGUGCCUGUACCGUCCAGCGGGUCAAAAAAAUUUUUUUUCUUUUUUAUUAUGCAAAUAUUUGAUAACAACGAGUA
Molecule: messenger RNA, 1800 nt
Organism: Diachasma alloeum
Lineage: Eukaryota; Metazoa; Arthropoda; Insecta; Hymenoptera; Braconidae
Gene: Crzr
Product: gonadotropin-releasing hormone receptor
Exons: 5
Coding region: 86-1429 (447 amino acids)
Biological process (GO): neuropeptide signaling pathway
Cellular component (GO): membrane
Molecular function (GO): corazonin receptor activity
Source: RefSeq, a predicted model, not a curated record